This is a messenger RNA of Carassius gibelio (silver crucian carp), 3825 nucleotides long. Its product is annotated as zinc finger protein 501-like. The record is from RefSeq and is a predicted model, not a curated record. Bases 317 to 1528 code for a protein of 403 amino acids. Gene Ontology annotation, biological process: regulation of DNA-templated transcription. The transcript is spliced from 2 exons. Gene Ontology annotation, molecular function: DNA-binding transcription factor activity, RNA polymerase II-specific; RNA polymerase II cis-regulatory region sequence-specific DNA binding. Lineage: Eukaryota; Metazoa; Chordata; Actinopteri; Cypriniformes; Cyprinidae.
UGUCAGAAGGACACAUCACUACUGUCGCGCUUCACUCCAGUCCAGCGGGAGGCGCUAAACACAUACGUUGGUUUAAGAAACACCAUUAAACCUCAGAGGAAGAAGUUCAGUUUCGCCGCGCUCUCUGUUGUUGUUAUGUCGGUGUGCUGCCUUAAUACAAACGGUUAGACACGUUUCUAAGAGAAAAAAUUAGUUUUUGAAUCAGUUCAGUAAAAUACCUGUAAUAUUCUCAUCCUAACAAUCGUGACUGAGUUUUGAAGCGACCAAGAAUAUCUGGAGGAGUUUAUCAUCUGAACUGAGAUCUGCUGCUGUGAAGAUGCAGUUUGUGAAAGAAGAGAGAGAAGAGAACACGAGUGAACCAGACACCAGCACAAUAAAACACGAGGAACCAGAAAUAAAACACGAGGAACCAGAAAUGCUGAGAAUAAAACACGAAGAUCCAGGAACCUGGAGAAUAAAACAAGAGGAAACAGAAACCUGCAAAAUAAAACACGAGGAAAAAGAAUCCUUGAGAAUAAAACACGAGGAACCAGAAAUAAAACACGAGGAACAAGGAGAGUUCAUUGAAGAAAAAGAGGAAAAUGAAGAAUCAAGUCCUCAAGAGAAGCAGAACGCAUGUGAUCAGUGCGAUAAAAUGUUUUUAUGGGCUUCACUUCUGAAGAAGCACUUGAAAGUUCAUGCAAAGAAGAAACCACAUUCAUGUCAUUUGUGUGGUAAAAGUUUUUUGCAUGUACAAAGUUUAAAAGAACAUCAGAAAAUACAUACUGAUGUGAGAGAGUACGUGUGCUCUGAGUGUGAGAAGACUUUUAGUUCAGCAAGCAGUUUAAAACUGCACAAGAGGAUUCACACUGGAGAGAAACCUUACAAGUGUUCACACUGUGACAAGAGAUUCAGUCAAUCAUCAACUCUGAAAACACAUGAGAGGAUCCACACUGGAGAGAAACCUUAUAAGUGUUUACACUGUGACAAGAGAUUAAGUCGGUUAACACAUCUGAAAACACAUGAGAGGAUCCACACUGGAGAGAAACCUUACAAGUGUUCACACUGUGACAAGAGAUUCCGUGUUAUAUCGAAUCUGAAAACACAUGAGAGGAUCCACACUGGAGAGAAACCUUACAAGUGUUCACACUGUGACAGGAGAUUCGGUGUUUCAUCAAGUCUAAAAAAACAUGAGAGGAUUCACACUGGAGAGAAACCUUAUAAGUGUUCACGCUGUGACAAGAGAUUCAGUGUUAUAUCAAGUCUGAAAACACAUGAGAGGAUCCACACUGGAGAGAAACCUUACAAGUGUUCACACUGUGACAAGAGAUUCUGUCAGUUAUCAAGUCUCAAUACACAUGAGAGGAUCCACACUAGAGAGAAACCUUACAAGUGUUCACACUGUGACAGGAGAUUCAGUAAAUCAUCAAGUCUCAAAACACAUGAGAGGAUCCACACUGGAGAGAAACCUUACAAGUGUUCACACUGUGACAAGAGAUUCAGUCGGUUAUCAAAUUUCAAAACACAUGAGAGAUUUCACACUGGAUAGAAAGCACAUCACCGCAAUGUACGUGGGAAGCGUACAUUGGCCCGUACACGCGGAGACGCAUUUAGAUGUUUAUGUAAAUAUUUUGUUAGGUAUAUGUGUUUCGUCCAGACGGAUCCAUCAUUUUGGGAGAAUGAAUUCACUAUUUCUUUGGGUCCCAGAGUGGAUAAAUCUGAAAAUGACACCUUUGGGUCUUUGUGUUCUGCCAAUCCAUAUAUUUUGUGAAACGAAGUCAUAGGGCUGUGAUGGUGGCUGAUUUUUACCACCGCGGUAGUCAUGGACCAACAACCGCGUGUGGCGCGGUGUUGAUAAAAAAAAAUAAUAAUAAUAAUAUAUAUUUUAUAUAUAUAUUAAUGAAUAAAUAUAUUAGUCGCAGAAUGACUGAACAGGAGAUGUUUCAGACACACGCUCCUCUUCACUUUAUUAUCAGGUGCAAGUAAAGCGAAUCCGGAAACUGUCCUGUGCUCAAAGGCGCCAUUGCACGCUUCCUUUGUGCGUAUCCUUUCAUAUCAAACUGCGAAAUAAACUGUGCAAGCAGUGUCGUGGUCAGUUAAUUCAUGGAAUUACCAAAAAAGGUGAUUAAAGCUGACUUAAACUGUACAUGCAUAUAAUAUAUUUUAUAUAUAUUAUAUACAGGAUAUAUUUAUAUAUAUGUAUGCACAUGUCUAUGAAAUCAGCCCAGCUCUGUUUCACUCAUCUAACACAUUCUAUUUAACUUGUCAGUUUGUGUUUAUUUGAGAACUUCUGACAAAAUACUCAUUAUAAUCAGUGAUGCUACACUGGAUGCAGCACAACACGACAUGAUAAAUCCCCGUCCGGUCUGUGAGGUACUGACACCGAGUCCAAAUGUCCUGUAUAGACACUAGACAGACUAAACCUGUCGCAAUGCGGUUGUGUUGCGUCCGGUUUACUUUUCCACCACUAAGCAAGCUCAGUAACUCCUCAUCUGCACGCGCUCUCUUUAAAAUAGGAAUCGUUGCCAUAUUUCUUGUUAACAUUUUUAUUUAUCGCUGUCUUGUUUGUAUUUGGCAAGUUUGGAGAAAGCCUCACUAAACCUGACCAGCCAGCGUUUGCGAUCACGAGAACUUGUGCAAACAUGGAUCAUAAAUGCAGAUGACUCAACACUAAAUUAAUUUGCUGAAUGCAAACUAUUUUCCUGAGCUCAAAUCUGCCAAUCUAAAGGAAGCGCUGUGUUUGAGGUAAUUUUUUAAUUACCAUAGACUUAGAAUUUGCAACUAUUACAGUUAUUACACGUAUAUACAAGAUUGUGUAUUAUGCUUGCUAUAGAGUGUGUGACGUCACAUGCACUACCGCCGGUGACAGUAGACAACCGCGAUGGCAACCGACCACCGCGGUGACGCAGUUGUCACAGCAACCGUCACAGCCCUACAAAGUCAUCACCCCACUUCUCUACUAUUGUCAGACACCGCUACCUCAUGUAACACCAACAACAAUGGAGAACUACAUGUCUGUGUUCAUGCUGCAGAAGCUACUGAGCCUAUUAGCUUGAUUAAACUUACUAGUAGAGCUGCACGAUAUUGGAAAAAAAACUCACAUUGUCAUUAUUUGUUUUAACGGUGUAUAUUGCAAUAUGGAAAAAAAUAAUAAACAGAUGACUAAACAGAUGACUUGAACUGCUCUAUUUGGUUAGGGUGAUUUUGUAGGUGAAUAAAGCAGCUAGGAAAAUAGGCGAAAUUACAAACAGAUAAAUAUAAUAGAUAAAUUAUACGAAUUAAACAAAAAAAUGCUUUGUAUUCUUCAGGUAAGACCAACUGUUACUGUCUGUUACAGUUAAGUCUAAUACAUUACUGCUGCGUUACAUUGCUGACAGAAUGCAGUGUUUAUAAUCUAGAGAUUGUAAAGAGGAUGUAGCUCACGCACUGUCACGUCAAGUGCCAGUGGAUUACUGACUUGCUCCCACGAGACCCGAUGCAACAGAGAGCGGCGCGGGACAAGACGUGUGUGUGUGUGUGUGUGUGUGUGUGUGUGUGUGCAGGAUGCAGGAAAAUAAAAAAAUAAUUUAAAAAUAAAAAAAUCUAAAACAAAUUAUUUAUCUAUUGCACAAAAGCAAAAUAAACUAUUAAACAUAAACGAUUAACAGGUGCAAGCAUAUGCAGAGCUUCUAUUUAGGCUUCAACAGGGAUUGGUUUGUUGCAUGAUGAGACUGAUGCGAGAUACUGAUCCAAAAGCACAAGUUUUGUUAAUAAGUUUAAUUUCUUCCUGUAAUCCUGUACAGACUUCCUGUAAUAUAGUUUUUCAUUAUUGUUGCUGUUUCCAUUUAAAAUAAAUAAAACAUUGAA